AUGCAAACGUUUUCAGGCCUGGUGUUGGUUUUGAUGGUGCUCGUGCGUUUGGUCUCUCCGCUGCGCCCCAUCUGUGACCUGAGGGUUCUGGACCACUUCGUUCGAGAAGCUGGAGAUUCAGAAGUCAUCAUGCGAGGCUGCAGAGGAGGCUGUGGAGUGAUGAAAUCCUACUUUGUUCCUCUGACAAGAGUUGACUUUGCUGUUUGGGAACAUAUAGAUUUUCAGAUGCAGGCUGUGGAGGUCCAGACAGGACUGUCUCUGCUGCUUCAGGCUCUUAAAAUGGCCAAGAAAACAGUCAGCAGCUCUCCACUAUCAAACACACUAGAAAACAACAUCAGUAACCUCCACAGCCUGGGCCAGAUCAUACACAGCCUCCAUUUACAGCAGGCCGAGUCCACAGUUCUUCCAGAUGAUUCAGCUCCUGCCAGCUCACAGACGCAGGAGGUCUCGUCUCUCCCAGAACUUCUGCAGGUGCAGAGCAGCUUCCUGAGAGGAAAAGUCCGACUCCUGCUUUCAGCUGCUCCAGCAUGCCAACGGCAAAACAGCUGAUACCAGAUAACCGCCACAAGCUGGACCACAACACUUGAUGGAGACAUGAUACUCAGGCUUAAAUCUUAAUUUAACCCAAAAGGAGAAUCAUUUACUCACCCUCAUGUUGCUCCAAAGACUUUUAUUCAUCUACAGGACCUAA
Messenger RNA from Danio aesculapii, 691 nucleotides. RefSeq names its product erythropoietin b (gene epob). Gene Ontology annotation, molecular function: erythropoietin receptor binding; hormone activity; cytokine activity. Gene Ontology annotation, cellular component: extracellular region. Gene Ontology annotation, biological process: nucleate erythrocyte development. The transcript is spliced from 5 exons. Lineage: Eukaryota; Metazoa; Chordata; Actinopteri; Cypriniformes; Danionidae. The record is from RefSeq and is a predicted model, not a curated record. Bases 1 to 549 code for a protein of 182 amino acids.